ACAUCUCUCUUUGCAGGUUGCGCGAAAACGACAUCGUUUCAUGCACUUGAAACUCUGGAACCCAAACCCAAUUCGAUGGAUCCAACACCAACAACGCCAAGUGUUGCACCAAACGAACCGUUAAACCCCGACCCACAAGCCUCAACAGCAACAAAACCGCUCGACAAAAGAGCGGCAGAGAACACAGAGUCUCAAGAGUUAUUGGCAAUGAAGUCUCCCAAGAGGGCGCGAAUUGGCACCGAGAAGGAGGCGAAGCGAGUGGCGGAGAUCGUGCUGGUUUUGUCGGCGAUGUGGCGGAUGAGAGGCGGAGGAAGGGGCCCGACGGAGGCGGAGCUCCGGCUGAUGGCGGAAGCCAGAGAGAAGGUGGUGGAGAUGUGUGAGGGCUUGGCGCCCAGAGACAUUGUGGCGAGAGACGCAAUUGUGGGAUUAAUUGAAGAUUUGGGACUUAAUGGGAGAAUUAAGGAACAGAGAUUAGGGUUUCGUGGGCAACGGUUGAGUAUUAAGGAUAAGCUUGAGCUUACUAAGAAGAAGAUGGAAGACUCCAAGAAAUUUGCAGCACAACCUACUACAUAUACUUCUCACCCUCACCCGUUGCAGACAAGUUUUGGUACAACAGCUGAUAGUCGUGGGGUGUCACAUACUGUUCGCAUGUUCUCAUCAGAUAAAUCAGGUCUUUCUCCAGCAAUACACUCUGGAGGCUUCCCAGCUUCAUCGCCUCCUGUCCAUGUUUCUGCUGGAACUUCCACACCUCCACCAUAUCACUUGCCCACCAGUGAAGUAAGAACACCUACAAUUUCUACUGGCAGCCAUUUAGGAAAGGAUUCAUCUUCAUCAGCACUGCAUAGGAUUGAGAGACCACAAAUUAGAUUGGAUGGGGGAUCAAAUGGGUCUUCUUAUGCAUCCCAAGUACAAGCAAAUACUUCCUCAAAUCACUUGGUGAAUGCUCCAACUUGGACUGUGCACCCCCAAUCUGCCUCAUCAGCUAAACCCGGACCAGAAAACAAGGUGCAAAAUCUUAAUCCUAUCAAGUUUGAGGGAACUGCUGAUCUAUCACGGACAGUUCCUCAAGCAGCUAGAGAUCAAACCUUUAGAUCAUUUAUGACUCAAACUGCAUCUGGAAAUUUGCCCAGCAUGCAUCAGCCUUCACAAGGUGUGAAUACUGUUCAAGCUCCACAUUCUAGCAAUAGUCACCAUGACAUUGCUAAGAUUGUUCAGAAGUUACUGCAUCCAAAGCUUCCUGAGCAUCCCACAUGGACCCCACCUUCAAGAGAAUAUAUGAAUAAGGCUUUGACUUGCCAAAUGUGCAAACUUACUGUCAAUGAAGUGGAAACUAUCGUUCUUUGUGAUGCUUGUGAGAAAGGAUUUCACUUGAAAUGUCUGCAACUGAAUAAUCAGAAAGGAAUCCCUAGAGGUGGUGAGUGGCAUUGUGUGAUUUGCUUGAAAUUAAGCAAUGGAAAACCUUUGCCCCCUAAAUAUGGUCGUGUCAUGAGAAGUAUAAAUGCACCAAAAAUGCCUUCCAACACAUCUGUAUUUCAGUCAUCUCCAGAGAAGAAAGUUGGAUCUGUAGAUUUGAAGGUUAAUCAGCAGAAGAUAACUGUAAAUGGAAGCUCUGCUGGGUCUGGUACUAUAGGUAGCAACACUCUAGAAUUGGCACCUGGUUCAAAAAUUCAAAAUACUAGUGCAACACAAGGCAGUGAUUUCUUGUCUGGCACAAAAGAUACAGAUCAGGAAACCACUUCUGGUACUUUCCUAAAUAACACAACAAAAUCUAUAGGAGCUGUUUUGGAUUUGCCAUCUGUUGAUUCAUCCAGUGAACGGUUAACUCAGCCCACCCAAGUAUGUGAAUCAUCUACACACACAGAGAAAUUGCCUUCCGCCUCGAAAUCACAGCCUCCUGAUAUAUUAUCAGGGCCAACAAAUAAUCAUUCUGAUCAUGUACAAUCUUCACAUGAUUCACAAGUUGUUUGUACAGAUCUUCCCAGCUGUGCUGAAGUUUCUUUAGAGAAAAGUCAUGAGGGCAACUCUAUGGUUAAGCAAGAUGGGAAAGACGUUGCACAGCCAAAUCCUGUUGAAAGUUCUGGGGUUUCUUCUGAUUUAUUGCGAGAUGUGGAAUGGAUUGGUGACGUACUUCAAACUGUGGAUGAGAAAAUUUUUUACGAGUAUUGUUCCGUUGAAGGAAUAAUGUAUAAAGUGCAGGAUCAUGCGCUUUUGCAGUUUAAUCAUGGCAAAACAAUACCAUCUAAGCUUCAGGCCAUGUGGGAGGAUACUAGAAAUGGGUCAAAGUGGGUUAAGGUAAAUAGGUGCUUCUUUCCUGGUGACUUGCCAGAGGCUGUUGGCCGCCCAUGUGCCCCUGAAAGCAGUGAGCUCUAUGACUCUAAUAGUGAGAACAUUAUGAUGGCGGGCUUGAUUGAAGGUCCAUGUGAAGUUCUCACUGCUGGCAAGUUUAAGGAAGAGAAUGAAAGACUCAGUCGUUUAGGAAUUAAGGCAGAUAGAGGAAGACAGCCAAUGUUCCUGUGCAAAUGGUUUUAUGAUGAACUGAAAGGGGUAUUUCGGCCUGUUUCCGAUUAAUCUAGUCAAGCACCUAGCUUAGUCAACAUUUUUUCUUGUCUUUUGUUGUGGCAAUUCCAUCAGUACUCAUUUUUGUUCAGGUGAUGGAAAUGGGUACUUUAAACUUUUGAUGAGGGAGCUCAUACCUUGUACCAUAUUUAGCUGCAGCUUUAGUCUGUAUGAUCUCCCAAUAGUAAUUUAAAUUGUAUUCUUUCAUGCCCCAUUUUUGGUGCCUGAGACUUGCUGUAAACUAACUAUGGCAGAGUAAUUUAUAAAAAUUAUAUUUCUGCUGUU
Molecule: messenger RNA, 2841 nt
Organism: Pistacia vera
Lineage: Eukaryota; Viridiplantae; Streptophyta; Magnoliopsida; Sapindales; Anacardiaceae
Exons: 7
Coding region: 76-2568 (830 amino acids)
Molecular function (GO): chromatin binding
Source: RefSeq, a predicted model, not a curated record